UUUCUUUCUGUACAACAAAAAACCCUAAUUACACUUCUCGCUCGCUCUCUUUCUCUCUCUUUCCUUUUUCAAAAUCCCCAAAAUACCAAACCCUAAUUUUGCCCCCCGUCUUUCUCUCUCAUGGCGACGGCGCGUGAUGAGAGCGGUUUCGGCGCCGGAGGAAAGUUCAGAAAGCGGCCAUUUCGGAGGACUACGCAAUCCACGCCGUACGAUCGCCCUCCCGCAUCGGCGGCGCUCAGAAACCCCGCCAAUGUUAAUAUUAAUAACAAUAAUGGCUGGUUGUCGAAACUCGUUGAUCCAGCCCACAGACUCAUUGUUUCGAGUGCUCACCGCCUAUUCGGCUCUGUUUUUCGUAAGCGACUUCCGCCGCCGCCACCCCCACCGUCGACAACGCCUGAACCAGUUUCAGCAGGAAAUCACGAAGCACAGGAAAUGCACCAGGAGCCAGUCUCUACAGAUGAUCCUGGUGUUCAAGGAGCCAUUAACUGUCAUGAUGGUCCUACUAAUAGUCCCGAUAAAGGCCUCAAUGAACUGGAGCAAAUUUUGAAGCGGAAGACUUUUACAAGAUCCGAGAUUGAUCGAUUGACUGCUCUUUUGCAAUCAAGAACCACCGAUAAGCCUCUUGACAAUGAGCAGAAUAGGUCUGAAGUGAUCCCUUCAAAUCAACAGGCAUUUCUCGAGAAUAAGGAGCCAGUUUUAAAUACUCCUGUAAAAGAAAAUGGGAUUGUGAGCCAACACAAUUUGACUCCUGUUGUGAGCUCAAGUGUCGUUGAUGAGGAUGUUGCUUCACCUGCAGAGCUUGCAAAAGCUUACAUGGGAACUAGGCCUUCUAAAGUAUCCCCGUCAAUGCUAGGUGUGCGCAGUCAGGCAUUAAAGGAAGAGUCAACUGUGCUAAACAAUAGAGUGUUACCUUCUGCAGCACCCAUUAUGUCUCUUGUCCCGCGAUCAUCUGGCCAUGUUGGUAUUACUGAAAAUGGUUUUUUGACUCCUAGAUCCCGAGGCAGAUCUGCAAUAUACAAUAUGGCACGAACACCAUAUUCCCGAAUUCACUCAACCACUACCCUUAAGGGUGUUGGUCAUGCAGUUGACUCUCUUAGUAGACCAUCAUCAUCAACUCAGAGCAUCUGGGAGAAGAACAGACUUACUGAACCUAAACAAGGGACUCUAAAACGCAGGAGUUCAGUCCUGGACAAUGAUAUAGGUUCUGUUGGUCCCAUACGUAGAAUUCGUCAGAAGCCUAACCUUCUGACUUCAAGAAACUUAAGCUUGCCAGCUUCUGGAAGCGCUCUCUCUAUGCGUGGAAGUGGUGUUUCUAGUGCUCUUCAACAGCCCUUGUCUUCGAUACAGAAGCCACAGCUAUCUGGUGAAGAGAAGCAUGGAUUUACAAAAAUGUUAACAGAAAAAGGGGAUAACAACAUUUCUAGUACAAGUUUUACCCCUGUUCCCUCCAAGUCCAGUGAGACAGCUCUUAAAAUACUGCAGCAACUAGAUAAGUUGGUUUCUUCAAGGGAGAAAUCGCCUACAAAGUUGUCGCCAUCAAUGCUACAUGGACCAGCUCUUAAAAGCCUGGAGAAUGUUGAUUCAUCAAUUUUUCUGGAAAAUGUUCAAGAUAAUAAUAGGUCAGGUGGUUCACUUGACACCUCGUUGCCUGAUGCUAGAGAUUCUACGUCCCAAAAACAAGAUAAGGUUGAAGAAAAUGGCCCAACCAAGUUUAGUUUUCCUUUUGAAAAGGCUGUUUCUGGUCUGAAUGGGUUAGAUGCUGCUGGUGUUGUCAAGGAUGAUGUGCCUAGCACUAAAACUACAGAUUCUGCUUUGUCAAACUCCAUUUCGCAUCCUUGCCCACAGAAGAAACGAGGUUUCCAGAUGAGUGCACAAGAGGAUUAUUUGGAGCUAGAUGAUGAUGAUUAUUCUAAUGGGACUGCAUCUACUCCUUUGAUGAAAGGGAAGGAUAAACUAGAUGUCCCUGUGGUUGAGAAUAAGUUUGCUGCUGAUGAAGCAAUUAAAGCGGAGAAGUCUCCAGCUCUUUCUGAAGUUAAGACCCCAAAUUCUGUGUUGAACAAAACGUCUGAUAUCGGAACUCAUGAUGGAUCUGUAGUUGCUGAAAAAAAUUCUCUAUUUACCUUCCCAACUGCACCUUCCUCCAGCAUUACUGGACAGACAGCUGUGGUAGCUGCUCCAUCAACCUCGACUUCUAAUAAAGCAACUUUACCAAAUGAACCAAGUGCUGCUCCUAUAUUUGGCUUUGGAGAGAAACUAAAGGAUUCAAAUGUUGCUUCUUCCACAUUUGGAACUAGCAAGACAAAUGUCGAUAAAGCACCAGAGUUUACUAUAACAUCUGCAACAUUGGUAGUUAAUGAAUCUUCUACACCAAAAUUUGGCACUCAUUUGGAAGAAAAACCUGAAAGCUUAAAGAGCUUUACUUCUGUUCCUGUUGUUGCAACUAAUUCUGUACCAAAAGUGCCUGAAUCAGAUAAAGCUGAUAAUGGAACUAUUUCAAAAGCUGGAAUCUUUUCUAAAACACCUGAAACUGCAGUUCCUUCAGCUNUUGGUGAACACCACAUAAANUUUGGUGCUGUAACUCCACCUAUUGCAAGCACAGGAAGUAGUAUUUUUGGCGGUACAUCUUCAGCAAUCCCAAGCACUGGAAGUGGCAUCUUUGGAUUCAGUGUUGGAGCAACUUCUUCAGCUUCUACGAACCAGGCUCAAGUUUCUAACCCUUUUAGUGUUGGAAGUGCGCAGGCAUCUGUUAAUGCAACUGGUCUUGCAACUUCAACUCAGAGCAUGCCUAAUCAAUUUGGAUCAACUUCGUCAUCUACGUCAUUUGGGUUGGCUGGGAAUCCUGCCUUUUCCUCUAGCAGUUCUUUAUUUGGCUCCUCAACUUCUGUGGCUAAACCUUUUGGUUCAACUCCGACAUUUGGAUUAAAUUCCACUUCUUCAUCAGAGGCCAACCCAAUCAGCUCCACCAGUGGCCCUACUAACAACGUCUUCGGUUCCAGUUGGCAAGCCCCUAAGACUCCCUCAUUUGCUUCAACAUUCAACUCUUCAACUCCCUCAACUGGGUUUCAAUUUGGAGGAUCAGCUUCGUCUGCUGCUACUAGCAGUGCUCCUUUGUUUGGGUCAUCUACGAAUACUACAUCAAGUUCCAUUUUUCCGUUUUCUUCAGCUGCAGCAGCCACCUCAUCGCAACCUACCUUUGGUAAUGCGGGUUCUAUGUUUGCAUUUGGUUCUACUCCCUCAAACAUUAAUAAUGAUCAAGUGGGUAUGGAAGACAGCAUGGCUGAGGACACAGUUCAGGCGUCCACACCAGCAGUUCCUGUAUUUGGUCAACAACCCAUGACACCUUCUACUGGCUUUGUCUUUGGUUCAACAACUCCAUCAGGAGCAAAUCCUUUCCAAUUUGGAAGCCAACAGAGUCUAGCCACCCCCCAGAACCCUUCUCCAUUUCAGGCUUCUGGUAGUUUAGACUUCAAUGCUGGAGGUAGCUUCUCAUUGGGCAGCGGCAGUGUUGACAAGUCUCAAAGAAAAAUUGUGAAACUCAAGGGCAGGCACAGGAAGAAGUAAAUACAACAAUUCUGACAGGUAAUUUGGUUUCCUUUUAGGAGGCCGUGGUUAUUUCAAAUGCUGAAAA
Messenger RNA from Pistacia vera, 3628 nucleotides. Its product is annotated as nuclear pore complex protein NUP1. The record is from RefSeq and is a predicted model, not a curated record. Gene Ontology annotation, biological process: nuclear membrane organization; poly(A)+ mRNA export from nucleus. The transcript is spliced from 11 exons. NCBI's taxonomy places the organism in Eukaryota, Viridiplantae, Streptophyta, Magnoliopsida, Sapindales, Anacardiaceae. The coding region runs from base 121 to 3561 and encodes 1146 amino acids. Gene Ontology annotation, cellular component: nuclear envelope.